This is a messenger RNA of Condylostylus longicornis, 780 nucleotides long. RefSeq names its product BTB/POZ domain-containing protein 2-like. Gene Ontology annotation, biological process: neurogenesis. Lineage: Eukaryota; Metazoa; Arthropoda; Insecta; Diptera; Dolichopodidae. Gene Ontology annotation, molecular function: protein binding. Bases 1 to 780 code for a protein of 259 amino acids. Gene Ontology annotation, cellular component: cytosol; P-body. The transcript has 4 exons. The record is from RefSeq and is a predicted model, not a curated record.
AUGGAUGAAUCAUCAGAAGAUCAGACUUCAUCAAAUGGACUCUGUCGAGAAUUUCUAGUUGGCUCAGAAGGUGAACAAGCAAGUUUCUCAUUAAAUAAACUACUGUUGGCAGAAGCAUCUCCACUAUUUCAGCGAUUGUUCUACGGAAGCACAGCUGAUAAAUCUGAUGUUAUACUUGUACCUGAUGUAACACCACGUGCUUUUAGUGCAAUGGUUAACUUUAUAUAUACAGAUACAUUAAAUAUUAAAUCGAUUGAAGAUGCAUUUGAACAAUAUAUAGUAGCUAUUAAAUUUCAUUCAUUUCUGAGAAGAGAUUGUAAGGACAUGUUUCCAAAAUUGAUUAAAGAAAUUAUAAUACAUCCGAAUUUCAUGGAAAUAAAAUUAUCAACAUUAAGAGAAAUAUUAAGUAUGGAUAAUUUAAUGAUAUCAGAAGUUGAAUUAUUCAUAGCAUUAAGAAAUUACGUAUAUGUUAAUGAUUAUCUUGUUGAAUUAAAUGAAAAUAAUAAAAAGCAGGAUCAAUUGCAAAAUACUCAAGAAGUUGAAAUAAAUCAAUCAGACGAUGUUGCAGUUCAAAAUACUCAAAGAAAUAUUGAAGAUUUAAAAUAUGCUAUACUUGCCAAAUCUGGUCUUUUGAGCGAAUCUAAUGCAUUAGCAAUAUUAAUUAAUAUUAUAUCAUCAUCAAAUACAAUCUGUAGAAUGCCAGGUGGUUUUUCUGUAUCUAAAAAUCCAAGAUAUUCACCUUCAUUAAUACAACGUUUAUUUUCAAAUUUACCAAAUUGA